UUUCAACGGAGGAGGUCCUCCAGAAGUUGGAAGAAUUUGGACUAAAUGUGACCGAAGAGGAGGCACAGAGAUUCAGAGGUAAUGUAAGGUUGAAUUGGAAAGUUAAAGUGCUUUAUAUGUUUUAUGUAACUUUUUUUUUGUGAAAACCAAACGAACUUUAGCUAGUUAGCUAACGUUAGCUAAUUCAACGGCUAAAUUGCUAUCAUUUGCUAGCUACCAAGAAAAAUUAAUAACAUUUCACAAUUCGCAUAAAGUUAAGUCAAAUGUUGUAGAUUAGUUUUGGGCAAAUAGUUGUAAUACAAGUCCACCCUGCUAAACAACAUUAAGGGGAAUACUAAAUGAAUAACGUUACCAACUGAAAAUUAACGUUACCAACUGAAAAUUAACGAGCCACCAACGGCCGCGAUUGUUGCUGGGCAACCAGACGCCCUGGGGCCGGGGAGGAUGUCGCGAGGAAAAAAAUCUUAAAUGCACCAUUUUUAGUAAUGACCUCAUGAAUAUAUGUUAGGUAACGUUAAAUUAUAUUAUUGCCACGUUUAAUUUGAUGCCAUCAAAAUUGUUGAAACACAGACACCGGAGCCAUUAAGCUGGAGCCUAAAGCACCAGGAACAUAUUUCCAACAUCCUUUAAACCAGAUUUAGAUUAACCUUUAGUUAGAUACUAUUUUCUAAUCAUUGACACUAACGUUAAUGAAGUGAAAGUUUUGAAGGGCGGAAUUUGCACUUGCUUUAUGGAUAAUUAAGUGUUUUUCUUAACGUUAACGUUACUUGCAUAAAUCAAGGAGACAGUAGGCUAACAUUACGUUUGAAGCGAGCUAACGUAGUUAGCUAACUUCUGUUUUUUGUAACGUUAUAAGGUGGACAGUGUUGAUUAACAUAAUUAACUUAAUAUAUAUUAUGAGAGCCAAAUGCAUCCAUGAAAGUAAUGUUAAGUACCAUUUAUAUUCACCUUAUCAUUGUGCUUGUGUUUGACAUGAAGCUACCGGUAACUUAGUUUAAGGAUAGAUUAGCUAACGCUACUAGCUAACGCUACUACGUUAGCUAACGUUAUGUCACUAAUAUGCCGGCUGGUAACGUAAGGUAACGUUACGAAGCUGAAAGGGUGGUCAGGUCAGAUCAGAUUCCGCCUCUGAACCGGGAAGGUUGUUAGCAACAGACCCUGUGUGAAAAGUAACGGUCUUUUUCUAAGCCGCUAUCGUGUAGCCGGGUGGAACUGUGGGGCAGUUUGUCCGACAAUGAAGUGGACGGGGAAACAUUAGAGUAUGGCCUGACGGAUAACAUGGUAUCAUACCUUUUUCCUGGAUCAUUUAAAAAACAAGUCAAGUUCAACAAAUUUAUACAGGAGUUAAAGGAUGUGGUAACAUUGACUUUAGAACAAGUGCCUGAAGAAUGCAUUGAGCAGCCUUCGACUAUAGAAAGCAGUGAGGCAAAUCGGAGACUGCCUGCUGGAUUCAUCGUUCCACCUUUCCCCAGAGAUCUUCAGACCAGACUCGACAACAAAGAAGCAUGUUUGAAGUUAUCUAGAGAUCGACAUAGGAUCAUUCGAGUUCUCCAUGAAGCAAUCAUCGAAUACACAAUGUAUCCCACCAACGCAGAAUAUGUGCAAGUUGUUAAAGCACUUAUUGUCAAGUACCCUGUCCUUAAGGAUCUGGAGGGAAACGGCUAUCAUACCUGGCAUCAGUCCCUCAAACGCAAAUUCAAAGCAGAGCGUGCACCUUUGGUUCAUGAAGACGAGGUGAGAAGGAGUAAGGAGAAGUUUGGGCACAAGAGAGCCAGACAGUCUACGGAGGCUGCAAGAACCUAUUGCAGAUCUGUGCCAGGGGUGCCUGCUAUCAUUGGUGAGGAUGCUUCCUCUAUUGGGAGACAUGUGAACAUCCUGCGUGUCCAGUAUGAGAGAAUGCAACCAGACAACUCUAUUGUUAAAGACUGCAUGCAGCGAACAUUUGCGUGGCGGCGAAGAGAGAUAGCAGAUGGAAUGACUGUGGAGGAUAUACUCAAGAAAUACCCUUUCUUAAGAACACCCUCAGGGUUGUACGAUGAGGUUGACAGGAUCCAUCCAUCAUCUGUCAACUUAUGCCGGCGUUUGAAAGAGGGCUUCACAAGUGUUGUGCCGAAGGUGCUCAAGCUUGCUCAGGGAAAAACCCCACUGGCCAAAAUCUACGUUGAAGCAAGAGAGGAAAUGCUGGUCGAGGAUCUACAAGAUGUUGACUUCCGUGCUGCGCUGAUCCUGCUGCCCUACAUCUUUAAAGAGAAGGUCGACCAGUUUAUUACAUUGGGACAGUGUGACGCUGAAAGUCCCUACCCAACUGUACAGCUGGUAGACAACAACUGGAAAAUAGCUUUUACCAGGAAGGUCCCAGUUUCUGUCAGAGUGGAUGGUGUGGAUCUGUGCAGGGGAGCAGGAGUUGAGGAGGGAGUAAUUGCAGCCUUCUGUGCCUACUUUGUUUUCAACUUGGCUUACCCACCCUACAUGAAGAAUACGCUGACCUUCCUCCAGCGUACUAUGAACAUUACUGUGGUGGGUGAAAAGUCCCUACCCGUCACUGUGACCCGUAUGAUAAACAUUCUCUAUUAAAGAUGCCACGGCCAUAUAGAUGCACAAGGUGUAGAAGAACCACCUUUACCUUAAUGAAACUUGUUCAACACGUUGGCCUUAUCCAUUCUCAUGAAGCCAACUUUAAUAUCACAUGUGGACUUAAUGACUGCAAGUCAACUUUUAGAGUGUAUGAAUCGUUCAGGCGUCAUGUGUACCGUAAACAUAGGGAGCAUGUGCUACCUGAUAGUGAUGAAAAUGAGAUGGACAAUGACAUGAACAAUGACAUGAACAACGACAGUGACAUGGAGAGCACAGACAAUGAUCUACAGCCUAGGGCAGAUAUACCACCAAGUAUGGAUGCACUAUUGAAAAAUUUUAAAGAAAAUCUCUGUAGCUUCAUCCUGAAAUGUAGAGAAAAAAACCACAUUCCACAGGCUGUCCAACAGGAAAUUGUAAAUGACCUAAACUUUUUAUUUUGUUUUUUUAAAGAACAUUACGAUGCUUUUAUUACUUACCAUCUUCAAGAAAAUGGGUUCAAUAUUUUGGAAUGUCCUGAACUGAGGGAGGUGAUACAGUCUACUGAUUUUUUUGAAAAAGCUUCAGCAGCUGUUAGAUCUCCAUACAUGUUGAAAGAACAUUGUAAGUCAAAGCUAAAAUUGGUUGAUCCCGUGCAUCACGUUUUGAGGUCAGAAAGUGGACACAAAAUAGGUACAUACUCUUAUGUUCCUAUCACUAAGGUUUUAACAAACUAUUGCUCACAUGAGGACAUACUGGACGAAAUUCAGGCCAACAGGUUUAAGGCCAGAGAUCCAGAUUAUUUAAGCGACUACUCUGAUGGUACUUACUUCAAGGAACAUCCCUUCUUCAAAGUCAAUCCACAUGCCUUACGUCUUCAUUUCUAUGAAGACGAAUUUGAAGUUGUCAACCCCUUAGGCUCUAAGCGAACCAAGCACAAGCUUUGUGCUUUCUAUUAUAAUAUUGGCAACCUUGACAGCAAACAUCGAUCCAAACUUAAGCAUAUCCAUCUGGCUGUUUUAGUACGUCAAGCAUUUGUGAAACGUUGUGGUUUACAAACCAUCUUAAAACCCAUGUUAGAUGAUCUUAAAAAACUUGCAAGUGAUGGUAUCACUAUAACCGUAGAUGGGAUUGAGCAGACUAUUCAUGCUGCACUAGCAACAUUUUCAGCCGAUAAUCUUUCAGCCCACAUGUUGGGUGGUUUUACUAUGUCAUUUAACUCGCACAGAGUUUGCCGCUAUUGCAUGGCAACAUAUACAGAAAUGAAAGAAAAAUUCAAUGAGGGCGAUUUUGUCUUGAGAAGCACAGAGGCACAUGAGUAUCAUUUGACAUGUAUUGAAAACCCUGAGCACAAAGUGACAUAUGGAGUAAACGGUCCUUCUCCAUUAAAUGAACUGAAGUAUUUUGAUGUGACAAAAACAUUUCCCCCUGAUAUAAUGCAUGACUUAUUGGAAGGAGUUAUUCCUCUUACGAUUAAACUAGUUGUGUGCCAAGCUCACAAAGAGAAGCACAUAACAAUUCAAGAGAUAAAUGAAGAACUACAACAACUUUCAAUUGGUCAGAAUGAUGCAAAAAAUAGACCAGUACAAUUGUCAGAGCGACUAAUGCAAAACUCUGGCAUUGUAGGGUCUGCCUCUCAAAAAUGGUGUCUCUUUAGGCUUUUGCCUUUCUUAAUGGCACACCGUGUUCCUCCCAGUUGCAAAUAUUGGGAUGUUUUUCUGAUCUGCCGUGAUAUUGUGGACAUUGUAAUUGCCCCAAAAGUAAGAAGGGACAGCUUAAGUAUAUUAAGCUUACUUGUUUGUGAAUUCCUUGAAAAAAUGAAAGAUACUUUUGGAAAUGUCAUAACUCCAAAAUGUCACUAUAUGAUUCACUAUCCCAGACUAAUUGCCAUGUAUGGCCCCCUGCGUUCACUAUGGUGUAUGCGCUUUGAAGCCAAACACCAGUAUUUUAAGAAUGUUGCGAGUAGCUGCAGAAAUUUUAUUAAUGUAGCAAAAACUUUAAGCGACAGGCACCAGAUGCGACAGUGCUGGGAGUUUUCCCCACACAACAUACUUGAUGACUAUGAGAUGGUGAAAGGUACAAGUACAGAUACUCCGUUUUCAUCAAUCCCAUUAGAGCUACAGAGAUGUCUUGCUAGUGUACAUGGGAGUGAAGAUGCAUUUAAAAACAUGCAGCGUGUGUCAGGGGUGAUUAUUGACAGUGUAAAAUAUGCUUGUAAAGAUGUAUUCAUUGUUGAUUACUUGCAUACAGAGAGUAUUCCUCUAUUUUUUCUUAUCAAAUAUAUUCUAAAUAUAAACACAAUGUGGCUUCUGUGCGGUAAGCUAUUAGUCCCAAUGUCUUAUAAUUCACACUUGCAUGCGUACACAGUCAAGGUUGAUCCUCAGUGGAGUGUAAUCAAACCAGGACAAGAAAUGGACUUUCAGUCCCUCGACAUGUACCAUAUUGAUGAUAAGUUGUAUGUCAUUCUUAGAAACAUUUGAAAUAUUCAAGAGAAGUGAGUAAUCAAAUGAAAGUUUUUUUUUUUUUUAAAGUGUUCACAUUGUAAUGCAUUAGUGUAAGUGUAAAAAUGUAUAGUUUAUUAUAGUGGGAGAAGAGAAAAUAGUUUGUAAUUCUGAAAUUCUGCAUUGAUACAAUUGCUAAUAUUUGUGAUGUUUUGUGUAAUGUGUCAAUACUGCCAAAAAUUGUAUGAUUUGAAAAUACAUCAAUUGAAAAUAUUAGAAGUAAAAUUUAAAUGUCAUUGAUAAAUUGUGUAAUGAAUGUCAAAUUUAAUAAAUGUGGUAAGAUAUUA
Messenger RNA from Dicentrarchus labrax (European seabass), 5338 nucleotides. Its product is annotated as sterile alpha motif domain-containing protein 3-like. NCBI's taxonomy places the organism in Eukaryota, Metazoa, Chordata, Actinopteri, Moronidae. The record is from RefSeq and is a predicted model, not a curated record. Bases 1279 to 2574 code for a protein of 431 amino acids. The transcript has 9 exons.